Messenger RNA from Racocetra fulgida, 709 nucleotides. The record is from the annotation of a GenBank genome assembly. NCBI's taxonomy places the organism in Eukaryota, Fungi, Glomeromycota, Glomeromycetes, Diversisporales, Gigasporaceae.
AUGCGGCAACAUACAGCAAUGCCUCAAUUCAGUAAUUUUGCGUUAACUAUAGUUAUAAAAGAUCUUAACAACAACCACUAUUCGAGCAAAUACAAUGGUUCCGAAUUGAAAUCUAUAUUAAAAGAUUUGGAAAAAUCAAAGCACAAAAAAUACAACGAUGAUUGUAUUAAUAGAAAUUCCUAUAUCGGUCAGCUUAUCAAAGAACCUCCGUUAAACGCGUUUAAUGAUUUGGACCCUUUAAAAUGGAUUCAAUUUGAUGAACUUAAAAAUAUUGAUUACUCUACAGAACAUAAAAAAGUUUAUUCAGCCGAAUGGAUAGGUAAUCAAAGUCAGCAAUGUAAAAAAGAGGGAGAAAUGAAGCAUUUAUUAGUAUUUGAUAAAAUUUGCAACAAUAAACGUCCAACAAUUAAACCCGAAGUACCGGAUUUAUUUAAGCAACUCAUUAUGCGUUGUUGGGAUUCUAAUCCAGCUAAUCGUCCAGAUGCAAAUGAGUUAUACGCAACAAUUUAUAAAUGGUGGAAAGAAAAGGAUAACAAAGAUUCCGUGCUAUAUAAACAAUUUCCAAGAUCAAAGGAAUUUUCCCGAAAAAAAAUUCCUGUGCGUAUUUUUCCCUCCCAACCUCUUGCAUCAAAAAUACAUCCAACAGCACGUUACACGAGUCAACUGCUCAAAAUUCCUAGCUUUUCAAAAUAUCUUGCAAGCGAUUUCA